This is a messenger RNA of Sclerotinia sclerotiorum 1980 UF-70, 636 nucleotides long. RefSeq lists its product as hypothetical. NCBI's taxonomy places the organism in Eukaryota, Fungi, Ascomycota, Leotiomycetes, Helotiales, Sclerotiniaceae. The transcript has 4 exons. Gene Ontology annotation, cellular component: endoplasmic reticulum; endoplasmic reticulum membrane. Gene Ontology annotation, biological process: endoplasmic reticulum to Golgi vesicle-mediated transport; intracellular protein transport. Bases 1 to 636 code for a protein of 211 amino acids. The record is from RefSeq and is a predicted model, not a curated record.
AUGACUCUCUAUUACAGUCUUGUCUUCGUGCUUCUCGUAGCAGAGAUGGCACUCUUCAUGCUUCUCAUCGUCCCUCUUCCUUUCACAAUUCGCCGAAAGAUGUUUACUUUCAUAAGCGAAAGUCGACUGGUAGCAAAAUUACAGUACGGGAUGAAGAUAACAUUUAUCUUCAUCCUGAUCCUGUUUAUCGAUAGUGUAAACAGAGUAUAUAGGGUUCAGGUCGAAUUGGCAGAAGCCAAUAAGAGCCAAGCUGGUAACCCGGUCCUCGGCCACGAACGCAUGGAAGUACAAGCCCGCAAAUUCUACUCUCAACGCAACAUGUACCUUUGCGGUUUCACACUCUUCCUCUCCCUAAUCCUCAACCGAACCUACACCAUGAUCCUCGAAGUUCUCCGCUUGGAAGAAAAGGUUAACCGCUACGAGGGUAUUGGCAAGACCAACGGAAAGGAUUCUGACAAAUUGGACCGUGCCGGAAAUGCUGGGGAGAUUGGCAGACUUAAGAACUUGUUGGCUCAAAAGGAAAGAGAUAUUGAGACUCUCAAGGAACAAUCGGCUAGAAACAAGCAAUUCUCUGAUGACAUUCUCGAUAAAGCUCAAGCUCGUGAACCUUCUGCUGGUUCCAGAAAGGAGAAAUAA